ACAGGUACACUACAUCCGGGUAACCGCUGGGGUCCUAACAGCGCGGGGGAAUAAAGCGUUCGCUAAAUAAUCCGAGCAGUAUGUCUGGAAGAGAAGGAGGUAAAAAGAAACCCCUCAAGGCUCCCAAAAAGCAGUCGAAGGAUAUGGAUGAUGAGGACAUGGCUUUCAAACAGAAACAGAAAGAGGAGCAGAAAGCAAUGGAACAGUUGAAAGCCAAGGCUUCUGGAAAAGGACCUUUAACUGGAGGUGGAAUCAAGAAAUCUGGGAAGAAGUGAAUGUGUAUAUUUUCUUGCCUUUUCAACCAACUCAACUUGGGUCCACAGUGGCGACGUAAAAUUUAUUUUUGUUCGUUUAUAUUUCUCUUGUAAAGGAAUAAAGUUUGUAGUGACUGUACAUUUCGAUUUUUAGAUGUUUAAUAUCUUUGUGAAAUGUUGACAGUCAAAGCUCAUGAAAAAGAACUACAACAUUGAAACAUUUCAAGCAGAUUUCAGUAUCAUGUACAGAUCACAAAAGUGUUAAGCUUAUCCAUCUGAUCUCUGGAGUCGCACUUUUCUUGUCCACGAAUGUUCCAUCUCACAAUAUCAUCUUUGUUCAACCUAAACAACAACAAAAAAAUUGAUAUUUAAUUUUUGAUGUAUAGUAUCAGUCAUUGAGCUGCUCUUCAUGUGUCUUACGUUGACGUUUAAGCUGUUUUCGGUUUUUCUUCAGUUCCACUUCUACUGGAUAGUGGUCACUCACUUUCAGCGCCUGUGAAGACAUUAAAUCUGUGUUAUAAAACUCUAUAAGCUACAGUUCGGUAAUAACUUGUGUCUUUAUGGUAAGUCUGAUUAAAUAUCAAUUCAAAUGUAAAA
Messenger RNA from Carassius carassius (crucian carp), 851 nucleotides. RefSeq names its product translation machinery-associated protein 7. NCBI's taxonomy places the organism in Eukaryota, Metazoa, Chordata, Actinopteri, Cypriniformes, Cyprinidae. Bases 81 to 275 code for a protein of 64 amino acids. The transcript is spliced from 4 exons. The record is from RefSeq and is a predicted model, not a curated record.